Messenger RNA from Solanum stenotomum, 1395 nucleotides. RefSeq names its product tryptophan aminotransferase-related protein 4-like. NCBI's taxonomy places the organism in Eukaryota, Viridiplantae, Streptophyta, Magnoliopsida, Solanales, Solanaceae. The transcript has 4 exons. The record is from RefSeq and is a predicted model, not a curated record. Gene Ontology annotation, biological process: amino acid metabolic process. Gene Ontology annotation, molecular function: transaminase activity; carbon-sulfur lyase activity. Bases 1 to 1395 code for a protein of 464 amino acids.
AUGUCGUUAGUAGAUUUAAAGUGGAAAGUGUUAUUUAGCGUUUCAGUAAUUGUCAAUUUUACAUGUAUUGUGUUAGUAAUAAUUCAGAGUAGGACGCGCCUAAGCUGGACAAGAGAAGCAGCUAUAGAAGCAGAGAAUGUUGCGUCUAUUAGUUGUUCAGGACAUGGAAGGGCUUAUUUAGAUGGCUUAGUAUUCAGAGAGGACGGAACACCUAUUUGUGAGUGCAAUGCAUGCUUUACCGGCCCUGAUUGCUCUCUCUUUAAACCCAAUUGCGCGGUUGAUGUAGACAGUGGGAACCCAAUGUUUUUAGAGCCAUUUUGGAAGCAAAAUGCAGGGAGUAGUGGUGUAAUGGUGGCGGGAUGGCAUAGAAUGGGAUAUGAAUUUGAGGAUGGUUCACUCAUUUCUAAGCAAUUGAAGAGUGUAAUCCACAAGUUACAUGACACUGUAGGAAAUGCAAACACAUCAAACAAGUACAUAUUAUUUGGAGCUGGCUCAACUCAGCUUCUUAAUGCCGCGGUGUAUGCUCUUUCCCAUCACACCCCUUAUUCAUCGCCCACCAAAGUUGUUGCUUCUGCUCCUUACUACCCUGUUUACAAAUCACAAACAGAGCUAUUGGAUUCGAAGAAGUAUAAGUUUAGUGGAGAUACAUCCUCGUGGAAAAACAAAACAAGGAGUACUAGUACUAGUACGGAUUUCAUUGAGUUUGUGACAUGUCCAAACAAUCCAGAUGGGCACUUAAACAAGGCAGUCCUUCAAGGAAAAUUUGCAAGGCAUGUUUACGAUUUAGCUUACUAUUGGCCACAUUACACCGCGAUUCCAAGCCCUAUGGAUGAAGAUCUCAUGUUAUUUACACUUUCAAAGCUCACUGGUCAUGCCGGUAGCAGAUUUGGAUGGGCUAUAGUCAAAGACAAAGAUGUGUACGAUAGAAUGGUGGAAUACAUAGAUUUAAACACUUAUGGUGUUCCGCGUGAAACUCAAUUGAGAGCUUUAAAACUCUUAAAUGUUGUGUUACAAGGAGAUAGAAGAGAAAUGUUUCGAUUUGCACAUACAAUUAUGAAGACUAGAUGGGAAAAGCUCGCGGAGAUCUUGUCUACUUCAAAACGAUUCUCAAUUGAACAACUUCCCUCCCAACAUUGUGCAUUUUCAAAACAAGUUAGGCCACCUUCUCCAGCUUUUGCGUGGUUAAAAUGUGAAGCGGAAGAAGAUGAAGAGUGUCACAACGUGCUGAGGAAAGCAGAUAUUAUUGGUCGAAAAGGCGCUGCAUUUGGAGUUGAAAAUCGUUAUGUUCGUCUUAGUGUUGUGAAUAGCAGAGAUGAUUUCGAUUUAUUGCUGCAGCGACUACAAGAUCUAGUGUCUAAACAUCGAUCUGUCUUCGAUGGUGUCAUGUCAUUAUGA